Messenger RNA from Oryza brachyantha (malo sina), 1592 nucleotides. RefSeq names its product UDP-galactose/UDP-glucose transporter 2-like. Gene Ontology annotation, cellular component: endoplasmic reticulum membrane; Golgi membrane. The record is from RefSeq and is a predicted model, not a curated record. Gene Ontology annotation, molecular function: transmembrane transporter activity. The transcript has 8 exons. Gene Ontology annotation, biological process: transmembrane transport. Lineage: Eukaryota; Viridiplantae; Streptophyta; Magnoliopsida; Poales; Poaceae. The coding region runs from base 223 to 1269 and encodes 348 amino acids.
AGUAGCAGCCAGCACCGCACAGCACAGCACUUGAUAAAAACCAAAAAGAGGCUACUCCCCAAGGGCGUUACUCCUCAUAGCCUUGGUCUGCAUGCUCACGCGAUUCGCGUCCAAAAUUAAUCAAGGUGCUGUAUCUACUUCUGUUCCUCAUCCACAUCGUUCUCUCCUCUCCUCCCUGUUUCCUGGGGCCUGGACUCUUCAGUGUGCGUGAGAGAGGCGGCCAUGACCGGAGCGGAGGAGCAGGGCAGGAGGCUGUUCGGCGUGUCGCUGACAGACAGGCCCAGGUGGCAGCAGUUCUUGAUCUGCUCGUCGGGGUUCUUCUUCGGCUACCUCGUCAAUGGCAUCUGCGAGGAAUACGUGUACAACCGGCUUCAAUUCAGCUUCGGUUGGUACUUCACAUUCGUGCAGGGCUUCGUGUACUUGGGUCUGAUUCGUCUGCAGGGAUUCACGGUGAAGCAGAUGGUGAACCCGUGGAGGACGUAUGUGCGGCUCUCGGCUGUGCUCAUGGGAUCCCAUGGCCUCACCAAGGGCUCCCUUGCAUUCCUCAACUACCCUGCCCAAAUUAUGUUCAAAUCCACCAAGGUUUUGCCGGUGAUGAUAAUGGGAGCAUUUAUACCUGGAUUAAGAAGAAAAUAUCCGUUCCACGAAUAUGUAUCAGCGUUGAUGCUUGUUAUCGGCCUCAUACUUUUCACGCUUGCGGACGCACAAUCAUCACCUAAUUUCAGCAUGAUUGGUGUGGCCAUGGUUUCUGGAGCACUUGUCAUGGAUGCAUUUCUAGGUAAUCUACAAGAAGCCAUAUUUAAGAUGAAUCCUGACACCACACAGAUGGAGAUGCUGUUCUGCUCAGCUGUUGUUGGUCUACCUUUCUUAGUGGUGCCAAUGGUGUUAACAGGGGAGCUGACGAGGGCCUGGAGUGCAUGUUCCCAGCACAUGUACGUGUACGCCGUGCUAGUGUUCGAGGCGAUGGCCACGUUCGUCGGGCAGGUGUCGGUGCUCUCCCUCAUCGCGCUCUUCGGCGCCGCGACGACGGCUAUGGUGACGACAGCGAGGAAGGCGGUGACCCUGCUGCUGUCCUACCUGAUAUUCACCAAGCCAUUGACGGAGCAGCACGUCACGGGGCUGCUGCUGAUCUCCAUGGGCAUCGUGAUGAAGCUACUGCCGGAGAACAAGGAGAACGGCCCGCGCAGACAGGUGAGGAUGGUGCAGCAUUGUGACGACAAGCAGCGGGAGAUCAGAGAAGUAGAAGAGGAGAAAGCUCCCCUGGUAUGACAAUUUUGUACCCAAGCAAAAGGCUGAACAAAUGCCAAGGCCCAAGUGCAGGACAGGAUUGAAAAAACACACACACAUGAAAAAAUAGCAACACCCUUCUCCCUCUUUUCUCAUGUAUUCUUUGCUGUCUUGAGAUUGUUUUGUGGGUGUAUGUCAGAAAAGGAUUCCAGAUUUCUAAGCUUGACGAUAAAUACAGAAGGAUUGCUAUUUGUUGGAAGGUAGGGUGUACCGUGUACGUGUACAUUGACUACGUUAGUAGCGAUAAGUUUGCACGUAUCAUGAAAGUCUAGGUCUGUACCAUGUUUCGAAAAGAAAAAAAGCAG